AUGGCCGAAAAAGUGGAAAAAAGUCAUCCAGUUGUGGACCUGUUUGACAAACGUGGCUUGACCAGAGACGAGGUGGGGAAGAUCUACACAUCAUGGGCUAAGGAUUAUGACAAGGAUGUAGUAGGCCUCACUUACUAUUGUCCCAGUAAUAACGCUGAUGAGCUGGAAAAGUUGCUUGGAGUGAAGAAAGAUGGCCUCAUUUUGGACGCUUGCUGUGGAACUGGAUUGGUGGGACAAGAGCUCUCAAAGCGUGGUUUCCACAACCUCCACGGCCUGGAUGCAUCCAAGGAAAUGCUGGAGCAGGCGAAACAGAAGGGGGUCUAUAAGAAACUGGUUCACGCUUUCAUUGGGCCUGAACGAGUGGAUAUCGCCGACGACACAUAUGACGCGGUCAUCAUGUCAGGCGCUAUAGGAUGUGGAUGCGUGCACGGAGGUGGAUUGGCAGAAAUGAUACGAAUUGUUAAACCGGGUGGCUACGUGGCUAUGGAUAGCAUUUUUAAGUACACCCAUGAUAGUGACUAUGGCGGGAAAAGUUUUGACGAAAUAAUUGACAGUCACAUCAUGGCCGGACGCUGGGUCACGGUGACCAGACACUUGGUGGAAAAGGUCUUUAACAACCUGGAUGGAAUGCAGUACACUUUUCAAGUGAAAUAA
Messenger RNA from Lingula anatina, 654 nucleotides. Its product is annotated as methyltransferase-like protein 27. Lineage: Eukaryota; Metazoa; Brachiopoda; Lingulata; Lingulida; Lingulidae. The record is from RefSeq and is a predicted model, not a curated record.